This is a messenger RNA of Hibiscus syriacus, 600 nucleotides long. RefSeq lists its product as uncharacterized. The record is from RefSeq and is a predicted model, not a curated record. The transcript has a single exon. The coding region runs from base 1 to 600 and encodes 199 amino acids. NCBI's taxonomy places the organism in Eukaryota, Viridiplantae, Streptophyta, Magnoliopsida, Malvales, Malvaceae.
AUGGUAUUUCAUCUCUUAGAUGGCUCGGCUUGUGACCUUAAUGCUAGACGCAUUUGGGAAGAUAUGCGCAUAAAGGCGCCCAAGGUCUCUUGGCAGCACUUGGUAUGGUUUCCUGGGCGUAUCCCUAAGCACAAUGUCAUCGUAUGGAUGGCCAUGUUGGAUAGGCUUCCUACACGGGUUAGGCUUCUAAAUAUGGGUAUAAGUAUUGAUGAUGAUAAAUGUUUACUGUGUGGCCUUGUGACUGAAUCCAGAGAGCAUUUGUUCUUCGAUUGUAGCUUUGCUAAAGGUUUUUGGGCUACUGUCCUGGUGCUGUGUGGUUUGUCCCGAAUGGUCAGUAGUUGGGAUGGAGAAGUGGCUUGGGCGACCCAUUGUUUCAAAGGUAAAUCUCUCAUAGUGAAAGUGUUCAAGCUUGCUUGGGCGGGUCACGUUUACUGCAUUUGGAGGGAGAGGAACAACAUGUUAUUUAGGGGCAGUGCAAGAUCGGUGGAUGUUGUAUUACAGGAUAUCAAGGAUACUGUUCAGAUUCGGAUAAUGGGGAAGCCAAACAAUAGAGUUGAUUCAAGAAAUAUUGCUCUCUGUACGAGUUGGGGUUUACCUUAA